Messenger RNA from Otolemur garnettii (small-eared galago), 2614 nucleotides. It is a transcript of the gene IPCEF1, whose product is annotated as interaction protein for cytohesin exchange factors 1. The coding region runs from base 413 to 1720 and encodes 435 amino acids. The transcript is spliced from 14 exons. The record is from RefSeq and is a predicted model, not a curated record. Lineage: Eukaryota; Metazoa; Chordata; Mammalia; Primates; Galagidae.
UGCACCAAAAUCUUUAUUAAAGCCGGGUUUUCUAAAGAUUUUCUUCAGGAUCGCCGAGGCCAAUUUCACUCAAGUCUCAUCUCCUUUUAUUUUCUCCAAUCACUGUUUUUCCAGAGUGCAAUGAGCCGUGGAGUGGCCAAAAGAGAAACAGGGAAGAAAAAAGAAGAAGCAAGUUCUUAGACACACAGUGAAAAAAGCAACCACCAACUGUUAUUAAAUGAUUGAAAGAAAAUAUUAACCCAACCCAUUAUGUGCUUUUUCUAAUGUGGAAAAAGAAGAAGAGAAUUCCAACCAGUCGGAGACGACAGAAUUGGACCAAGGAAAUUCAUAACUUUCUGUUAUGAAAAUCCAGCAUCCUGGUUGUCCAACUCAUUCACAUCCCAAUUAGUUCUGCUGUUGUUUUACCAAUCUGAUGUCAUACAUGGCUACUGAUGGCAAUGCUCUUCAGGUUCCUUUGCGUCAGAAGCCGAGGAAGAAAACUCAAGGUUUUUUCACGAUGAGUCGGAGGAGGAUAUCAUGUAAAGAUCUGGGACACGCGGACUGCCAAGGAUGGCUAUAUAAGAAAAAGGAAAAAGGAAGUUUCCUAAGCAACAAAUGGAAAAAGUUCUGGGUGGUACUGAAGGGGUCGUCGCUGUACUGGUAUAGCAAUCAAAUGGCAGAGAAAGCUGAUGGAUUUGUCAACUUGCCUGAUUUCACUGUUGAAAGAGCAUCUGAAUGCAAGAAAAAGCAUGCUUUCAAGGUCAACCAUCCACAGAUCAAGGCCUUUUAUUUUGCAGCCGAGAACAUGCAGGAAAUGAAUGUGUGGUUAAAUAAACUUGGAUUAGCUGUAAUCCAUCAUGAAGCCACCACAAAGGAUGAAGAAUGUUACAGUGAAAGUGAACAGGAAGAUCCUGAAAUCGCCACGGAGACACCACCCCCUCCCUACUCCUCCCAGACCCAGUCUCCUUCAGUAUGUGCAGAUGCUGGACAGCAGGCAUCUUCAUCUUCACCCAAAUCAAGUGAAACAUCGUGUUCUUUCUCGUCCCUGGAAAACUCAACAAAGACACCCAGCGGGUUUUCUUCCUCCUCAUCUAAAGAAAGACAGUCCUGGCUUGACAUAGUUAACAGUUCAUCUGCUGCUGAAGGUUUGGGACAGUCUGUGACAUUUGCUGUGCAGCUUCAUUCCCCUGUACCCUCGGAGGCAAGCGGCCUCAAGGCCCUGGACAACAGUUCUGUCACAUCAGAAAGUGGAUUUUUGAACUCUUUAUCUAGCGAUGACACUUCUUCGUUGAGUAGCAACCAAGACCAUCUAACCAUCCCGGAUAAGCCUACAGGAUCAAAGAUCAUGGACAGAGAAGAAACAAAAGCAUCUGAAGAUGAUGAAAUGGAGAAGCUAUACAAAUCAUUAGAGCAAGCUAGUCUGUCUCCUCUUGGGGACCGACGACCUUCAACCAAAAAGGAACUGAGAAAGUCCUUUGUUAAGCGUUGCAAAAAUCCAUCCAUAAAUGAGAAACUCCACAAAAUCCGAACUUUGAAUAGCACUUUAAAGUGUAAAGAACACGAUCUGGCCAUGAUUAACCAGUUGCUGGACGAUCCGAAGCUGACGGCCAGGAAGUACAGAGAGUGGAAGGUCAUGAACACUCUGCUGAUUCAGGACAUCUAUCAGCAGCAGCCGGCCACGCCUGCCCCUGAAGACACCCCCCAGGAACUCGAGAAACCACCUUCCUCAGCCUGUUGUUGAAUAUUCUGUCAGAAGAAGCUAGGAUUUUCUCCUAUUACAUUUUACCACAAGCCAGUCUUCAAGAUGCUGCAAGAGCUCACAUUUUUUCCUUAAAAGGAAAACUGAAACCCUGGCCCUCAAAUAUCAACUCCCCGCUCUAAAGAUACAACUUAGAUGAAGACAGUCACCAAAUACAGCCAGAUUCCUCAUUCCAAUAGAAGUACAGCUGUCGAAACUGGAAUGAUGGAGUUCAGGAUAUUUUUUGUGUGUUCGUACUGGGAGUGCUCAGAGUGAUGCUAGGCUCUGGGUGGGAUGUGAGAAAUAGAUCUUCUGUUCCUGGCUUUCAUGAGAAUUACAAUAAUCUAUGGAUGAAAAACAAGUUUUACCAGGGAUAAUUAUUCAUAGAAACAUUCUGUUUUCCAAAAGAAGAAUGUACAUAUUCCACCUGAUUGGGUAGAUGAGUGCCCCAAAUCGUUUUUUGAGUGGAGGACUAUUUUCCAUAGCAGCAAGUGGAGCAGGACCAAUGUGGUAUUGUGGAACAAAUAUUUCUUGCUUUUGAUAGAAAAUGAUGGCGACUUUUCUGCUUGUGGAGAAAAUACUUCAUAGACAGUGGUGUGUGGGAGAGCCGAAGGAGGAAGUGUGUUCUACAUUCCACUUGCUCAAAGGACAGCUUGGUAUUUUCACACUUCACCCAGGAUGGGCAAUCUGAUUAAUGUCUCUUUUCCUCACAACAGCUAGAGAAAACUAUCUCAUCACAGUUAGAGACCUCUACUCCCUCCUAGCUUCCCUACGCAACUGUAGGAGAUGGUAACGAACCCAGCAAGGAAUGGUAGCUGCUUUUGUCCUUGGCUGUGGUGCCUAAUUACAGUAUGGUUUCAUAUCCAGGUUUCCUGGGAUCACUAUUGACAAAAUGAU